This is a messenger RNA of Eimeria necatrix, 501 nucleotides long. Its product is annotated as calmodulin, putative. Gene Ontology annotation, cellular component: myosin II complex. Bases 1 to 501 code for a protein of 166 amino acids. NCBI's taxonomy places the organism in Eukaryota, Apicomplexa, Conoidasida, Eucoccidiorida, Eimeriidae. The record is from RefSeq and is a predicted model, not a curated record. Gene Ontology annotation, molecular function: calcium ion binding. The transcript has 3 exons.
AUGGCCAAAAUCGGAGAUGUUGUUUACAAAAUUACGGAAGCGCAAGCCAACUGUUUCAAGACAGCCUUUGGCAUUUUCGACACCGACGGCGACGGCUACGUCACUCUCGAAGAAUUUGCAAAACUCUUCCGCUCCGUUGGCCAGUCACCUUCGGAGGCCACUCUGCGAAAAAUCGCCGAAAAAUUCGACCCCGAAGGCUCCGGAAAGCUGGGGCUGCACACGUUUCUGAGCAUUUGCGAGUCGGAGUUCUUUGAAGAGUCCAUGAAGGAGGAAAAGCUGUUGGAGUGUUUUCGUGUUUUCGAUCAAGAUGCAAUUGGAAAAAUCAAAACUACAGAACUCCGAUUCAUUCUUCAGCAAAUUGGAGAGCCUCUUUCCGACGAAGAGGCCGACAAAUUCAUCGAAUGGGCUCUCAAAGUGCCUGAAGCAGUUUCAGAUGGGGGCAUGAUAAACUAUGACGUGUUGGCGAGAGAGUUGCUGAAUCGCGACCCGGAUGUGUUAUAA